GUUGUUAAAUGCAUUGAUAUGACUUGAUUACCUGAAUAUGUUCUUUCCAGGCUGAACUUAAGGCUAAGCGGGAGAUGGAGAAAUCAAUAUUUGAGGAAUCCAGGAAAGAAGCUGAGAGGAAAUAUGAUGAACUUAAUGAACAGAACAAGAUAUUGCAUGGUCAGAUUGAAGCUAUGCAUAUUCAGUUGGCUGAGAGAGAUCGUGGUUCUAUUCAAGAUUCACAUGGUGAUUCUGGUUUGCAGAAUGUAAUUAAUUACCUCCGGCUGACAAAAGAGACAGCAGAGACAGAUAUAUCUUUGUUGAAGCGGGAGAAGUUACGGUUGCAAUCACAACUUGAGAAUGCUCUUAAGGCAGAAGAAAAUGUCAAAGUCACACCUAAUGCUGAGCGUGUCAAUUCAAGAGCACUGUUAGUCUCCUUACAACACCAGAUUAGGGAAAUGAAUUUGCUCCGUGAAAGUAACAUGCAGCUUAGAGAGGACAACAAGUACAAUUUUGAGGAAUGACAGAAAUUACGUGAGGUGUCUCAUAAAAGUAGGAUUGAAUCUGAAGCCCUAGAGAGUCAGCUGAUGGAGAGGCAAUUUGAGCUCGAAGCUUCUAAAAGGGAAAUUGAAAAGCAUCAGACAGAGAGAGAGAGGUCUUAGAAAAUAGGGUCUCCGAGUUACUUGAGAGAUGUAGAAACAUUGAUGUGGAAGACUAUGAUCGUCUGAAAAAUGAUGUGCAACAGAAGGAGG
This is a messenger RNA of Hibiscus syriacus, 731 nucleotides long. Its product is annotated as nuclear-pore anchor-like. Gene Ontology annotation, molecular function: structural constituent of nuclear pore. NCBI's taxonomy places the organism in Eukaryota, Viridiplantae, Streptophyta, Magnoliopsida, Malvales, Malvaceae. The record is from RefSeq and is a predicted model, not a curated record. Gene Ontology annotation, biological process: mRNA export from nucleus. Bases 75 to 503 code for a protein of 142 amino acids. The transcript is spliced from 7 exons. Gene Ontology annotation, cellular component: nuclear pore.